This is a messenger RNA of Rosa rugosa (rugosa rose), 510 nucleotides long. RefSeq lists its product as uncharacterized. The record is from RefSeq and is a predicted model, not a curated record. The coding region runs from base 1 to 510 and encodes 169 amino acids. Lineage: Eukaryota; Viridiplantae; Streptophyta; Magnoliopsida; Rosales; Rosaceae. The transcript has 2 exons.
AUGUUUGAGAAUGAUAUCGAGACAUCGAAUGUUGAGCUGCUUGUUCCACCUCUUGUGGAGGUUGUGGAUGUUGUAGAUCCCACUCGUUUGUCGAAGUUGGCAAAGGAGAUUUCGAGGUUGGGAGGAGUCCCAUUUCAGGGAGGUACGGAUCACAUGUUGGCAGAUCAAUGGAUCGAGAACAUGAAGACCUACUUCGAGAUAAUUGUCUGUGACGACAUUGAGAAGAGAAAGAUUGCGAUGAAGAAGUACUUUUCGCCUUCAGUGAGGGAGCAGUUGAAAAGGGAAUUCAUCUCGUUAGUCCAAGGGACUAAGAGUGUGAGGGAGUAUAAGGCUGAGUUCUCAAGGUUGUAUCGCUUUGUGAGGCAGAUGGAUGCUGAGAGCUUAGCUAUGAAGUUUCAGUGGGGACUGAAUGCUUCGAUCCGGCGCGAUGUCACUGUUCUAGAACUGAAGAUGAUGGAGCUCAUUUUCACUAAGGCUAUGGCCAUUGAGCAAGAGAACCUGACUUUCUAG